CGGGCGCCGCCGCCGCCGCCGCCUCCUCCUCGCAGACAGAAAUGGCGACUCCGCCGCCGCCUCGUACCGGAGACAGAAAUGGCGACGCCUCCCCAUGUUGGAAGUAUCUAUUCCUUCCUUUGGAUCGUGUGCAGGUCAGCAUCUUCCAAGCUCCUGUACCUACCUGGCUAGCUGGCUCCAUCUCGGACUCGAUCCAAACAGGGAGAAAGACAAGGGUUAAAGUGCGCAGAUUCGCCGUGGGGGGACAUGGCGCACUGUCACCGAUAGCGCCAAAUUUGGCCACUCACUUAGUCACUUGUAUAUGAACUGGGCGACGACUGACUCACCGCACCUUCCGCCCCGGCGGCUCGAGCGAGCAGGGCAGUGCGCUACCUCCACCCUGACCCUGACAAGACUUUAGUUGACUCCAUAGAGAUUGCUCGCCGUGUUGUUCCGAUCUCUUGUUGGCGAUCGCUGAUUGCUUCGGAUUUCUUGCAACCAUAAAUAUUAUAGGGUUGCCUAGUUGGAAAGCAAAUAGGAUAUGGAGAAUCAAUCAGGACAACCGCAGUACGCCAUGGCUGACCAAGGAUUCCACCCUUUCUCACCAUUCAUGUUGGCGCCUUCUACUACCAUGCAGCAGCAUGUGGGCUCCUCAUCCAGCACGCCAGUAAUUCAAGUGGCAGCUCUGCCGUCUCAUGCAUAUUAUGGUAACAUAGAUGUAGCUGAUGAUGGAUUCCACUGGAGGAUGUGUGGGCAGAGUACAAUUCAGGGUGGAUUGUGUCCAACGGUAUUCUCCUAUCAAUGUGCCCUACCAAACUGCGGGGUCCGGAAAUCGAUAACACGCUCUGCAGAUGGACAGACCAUCGAAACAGUUUGCAAGGGCUGUCACAACCACCCACGACAGUCACUAAGGUGGCUCGGAGAUGGUUCAGAGCGAUUGGAGCCUAUUUCUCAAGAAAUUGUGCUACUUGAGGCAUCAGAUGCCUCAGGAGCUGCUGGUGGACCUUCAGUGCCUGGGACGGGAAAUGGGCACGGCCAGUCGUCUGGUUCAAGUGAUAGCUGCAGAGACGAUGAUGGUGAUUUAGGAAUUGAUGGGAAUGCUUCUGUUGGUGAUGCCAAUGCAGUGAAAAGCGGACAGGUCCCAGCUCCAGCCAAAGAGAUCACUGUGCACUCUGCAUGUGAGGUUGAUAUUUUGAAUAACAGUGUUCGUCAUGAAAACCCACAACCAAGGAAAAAGGUGCGAUCUAAGUCCACGGUGUGGGAGGAAUUUGAAGUUGUGUUAAUUGAUGGAAAGGUUCAAACCGCUGAAUGUAAGCAUUGUAAAAAAGGCCUCAGUGCAAAAACUUCAGGAGGAACCAGCCACCUAAUACGACACUUGAAGAUCUGUCCUGCACAGCAUGGAACCAGUAGGGUUCAGAAAAAAUGUUCUUCACUGGCUGAUCUACCUAUUGUAAAGAGCUGGAAAGAUGAUCAAGAAAGUUCUCUUGACGAGAUUAUUAGGUCAAUAGUCUCAAACCUUUGCCCCUUCUCUGCCAUGUACAGUGCAAGCUUUGCACAGUUUCUAGCUGGUAGAAAUCCGGUUCUUAACAUGGUGCAGCAAGCUACCGUUGAGGAAAAGUUUCUUAGUGUUUUUCAUAACGAAAAGAUGAAGCUGAAGGAGAAAAUAACAGCUACACCUGGGGGAGUUUUCCUGUCACUAGGCGAGUGGCAGCGGUUAUUUUACAUUCAAGUAAGAGUUGCUUGUUUAACUGUGCAUUUUAUAGAUGAGGACUGGAAGAUCAAUAGAAAAACAAUAAGAUGUUCUCUUUCAGUAUUUGGCAAGUCUGAUAUUUUAAGCUUGUACCCGCAUUGGCAAUCUGACAUUGUUCUUGCUGAGAAGGUGUUAAAGGAAGUAGUUCAAGAUUGGGGUCUUUUGGAUAAGCUUUUAGGAGUGACACUACAGCGAUCAGUGGAUAAGAAAGCUCCAUUACACUUGGAGGAUGACAUUACAGGAAGGAACUACCUUCUUUCCAAAUGCAGGCUAUUAAGUAUCCCUUGUAUGGUAGAUGCCCUUCAUGAACUUAUGGACUCCACCGUUUUGGACAUGGAAUCGACAUGGUCUCAUUACAUGACAAGCUCCCCAGAGCGUAAGCAGAAAUAUCAGGAAAUUCUAUCACAGCUGCAUCUAGACCGUCCCUCUCUCGGAUCAAAAGGCUGGUACUUCACAUUCUAUUUUUCUGAGGCUGCUUUGCAGUUCAUCAAAUCAUUUCCACUUCCAGAUGCUAAACCAAAUUGCCAAUCAGGUCCUUGGGAGCCAUCUUUUGAUGAUCUCGAAGCAACAGAGAACUAUUGCAAGAUUGCAAGGUCAGCCUAUCGUGUAAUAAAAGUAGUUUCUGGUCCUCACAAUAUGACAUUUAAUUCAUACUUCCAUGUGAUCUGGAGCUUGAGAGCAGCUAUACAAGAACUGCCUAGUAUAAAAAAUAUUGGAAGAGUUUUUGAUGUGGCAUAUAUGCAGAAGAAAUUUGACAGAAAUUGGAAGAAGUGGUACUUGUGGCUGUCGAUAGCUGUGGUUCUAGAUCCCAGAUAUAAACUCGGAUUCAUUGAACUUUGCUUCAGGCAAGCUUUUAGCCAUGUUGCUGGAAUGUAUUUCUCCGAGGUGCGUGCAAAGCUUCAUGAGCUAUACAUUCAAUACUCUUAUGUGAAUGAGCAAAGUAAGGAGAUAUUGGAUCACAAGAACAAUUGUUCAGAUAUACAAAUUAGUGCUCCAUUACAUAACAAGGGCCAGAAUUCUACCACAGCCCAAGCUGCAGUUGAGGAAUUCAAAGAGCUUUAUGAAUAUCUUGGUGGGGGACUCUGUACUCAAGACGAUUCUUUUGAUAUUCUGAAAUGGUGGAGGGGUAACUCAUCUGCAUACCCAACUCUUGCUAUGAUGGCACGCGAUAUUUUAGCAAUACCUGGAUGUGCAGUUUCUACUGAAUCUGCAUUUGAUCAGUGUGAUCAACGGGCGGAGCUAUUUGAUGGAAAAUUGCGACCUGAGACAACAGAAGCACUUAUAUGUGCCCAAAGCUGGAUCAAAUCAUCUGGAACAGCUGAUGCGGAUGAUGGAAAUAAGAACACUUCGUUUUAACCUGCAGUGACCUACGUUGGGUACAUCCAGCUCCGUUGGUUUGUUACAGUUGUUCAGCUGGAUUUCCUGUUUCCCAUAUAUCUCUGCUUCUGCAUGAUCAAUAACACCUGCAGCAGUUCUACUCUCUGCUUUUCACCGGGCCAUGAUUAUGAGAUCAGGUUUUACUGCACUCGCUGGAGAAAUUAAAAGUCUUUUAUCUAUAUAAGCAAAGGAUUGUGUUUUGUUUGGAAAAUACUCGUAUAUUUUCCUGAGCUGUUAUUAUCGUUCAAUAUUACCUUACAAUGGUUUGUAAUCAUGAUAUGAGGAAGAAUGUAAAACACAAUGUCAGUAUAAUUUCAAAUGGCUGUGCAUGUUGAGCCAGUAAUGUUUGUGAAGAAA
Messenger RNA from Oryza sativa Japonica Group (Japanese rice), 3463 nucleotides. Its product is annotated as zinc finger BED domain-containing protein RICESLEEPER 2-like. The record is from RefSeq and is a predicted model, not a curated record. NCBI's taxonomy places the organism in Eukaryota, Viridiplantae, Streptophyta, Magnoliopsida, Poales, Poaceae. Gene Ontology annotation, molecular function: DNA-binding transcription factor activity; sequence-specific DNA binding; protein dimerization activity. Gene Ontology annotation, biological process: regulation of DNA-templated transcription.